AUGGCCGCGAACGGAGAGGAUCUCCGGGGCCGGCUCCUCGGAGUCCGAGACGACGGAGGAACAGUCUGGUGGGACCGGGACGACGACCCUCCGCGAGGCCGCCGGAGCAGCCGCCCGUGGACGGCGCUGGCCAUCGCCGCGGCGCUCCUCGCCCUGGCGGGCGUCGUGCUGUUCCUGAGCUCCGGUAGCGACAGGGCCGCCCGUCGUCCCGGUCCCGGCGUCCCCCGUGGCCCCGCGGGCGCCAGGCGGCGGAGCCGGAGCUCGCCGCACGAGGUGGAGUCCGGCGUGGGCGCGGCGGCGGCGGACGACGCGCGGUGCUCGGAGGUGGGCGCCGCGGCGCUGCGCGCGGGCGGCCACGCGGUGGACGCCGCCGUGGCCGCCGCGCUCUGCCUCGGGGUCGUGCACCCCAUGUCCAGCGGCCUCGGCGGGGGCGCCUUCAUCGUCGUCAGGGACGCCGCCUCCGGCGACGCCGUCGCCUUCGACGCCCGGGAGACCGCGCCGGCCGCCGCCACGCCGGACAUGUACGCCGCAGACCCGACGACAAAGUACAGGGGCGCGCUCGCCAUGGGCGUCCCGGGCGAGCUCGCGGGCCUCCACGCCACGUGGACGCGGUACGGGCGGCUGCCGUGGCGGGACCUCGUGGCGCCGGCGAUCCGCCUGGCCCGGGACGGCUACGAGGUGGUCGCGUACGUGGCCCGCGCGCUCAGGGAGAGCGAGGACGCCGUGCUCGCGGACCCCGGCCUGCGCGCCGUGUUCGCGCCGGCGGGGAAGGUGCUGGCGGCCGGGGAGACGUGCCGCAACCCGGCGCUCGCGGCCACGCUGGAGCGCGUGGCGGAGGAGGGCGCCGCGGCGCUCUACGGUGGCGCCGUCGGGGAGGACUUGGUCCGCGACGUCAGGGCGGCCGGCGGGAUCCUGACGGUGGACGACCUCAGAGGGUACGAGGGGGAGGUGAGCGAAGCCAUGCGCGCCGACGCCAUGGGGUACACCUUCCUCGGCAUGCCGCCGCCGUCCAGCGGCACCGUCGGGAUGGCGCUGAUCCUGAACAUCUUGCGAGGGUACAAAUCGCUCGAGUUCUUGAAGGGGUUCCUUGGCAUCCACCGGAUCAUCGAAUCUAUCAAGCACAUGCUAGCCAUCCGGAUGGACCUCGGCGACCCUGACUUCGUGAACGUGACCGGCGACGUCGCCGCGAUGCUGUCGAGGCCAUUCGCCGACAAAGUCCGGCAAAGGAUCGUUGACAACACGACGUUCCCUCCCGGCUACUACUUCCCCAAAUGGAGGCAGCUGGAUGACCACGGCACCAGCCACCUGUGCGUGGUGGACGGCGACCGGAACGUGGUGGCGAUGACGACGACCGUGAACGACUACUUCGGCGCCAAGGUGCUGUCGCCGUCGACGGGCAUCGUGCUGAACAACGAGAUGGACGACUUCUCCGUCCCAGCGAAGUGGACGCCGGACCACCUCCCGCCCGCGCCGGCCAACUUCAUAGCGCCCGGGAAACGGCCGCUGUCCUCCAUGACGCCGCUGAUCAUACUCAAGAACGGCCAGCUCGCCGGCGUCCUCGGAGGCAGCGGGGGCACGAACAUCAUCGCCACGGUGACCCAGGUGUUCCUGAACCACUUCGUCGUCGGCAUGGACCCUCUGGCCGCCGUGCAGCAGCCCAGGGUGUACCACAAGCUGAUCCCGAACGUGGUGACGUACGAGAACCUGACGGUGCCCGACGGCGAGGUGAUCGCGCUGAGCGGCGCGGCGAGGGCGUUCCUGGAGGAGAGGGGGCACUGGCUGAGGAGCACGGAAUCGGGCGCCGUAUGCCAGUUCAUCGUGCACGAGCUGGCGGAGCCGCCGGCCGCGCCGGGCCACGGCGUCUUCCGCGGGAGGCUCACCGCCGUGAGCGACCCCAGGAAGGGCGGCAGCCCUGCGGGGUUGUGA
Messenger RNA from Miscanthus lutarioriparius, 1926 nucleotides. Lineage: Eukaryota; Viridiplantae; Streptophyta; Magnoliopsida; Poales; Poaceae. The record is from the annotation of a GenBank genome assembly.